Molecule: messenger RNA, 1314 nt
Organism: Fulvia fulva
Lineage: Eukaryota; Fungi; Ascomycota; Dothideomycetes; Mycosphaerellales; Mycosphaerellaceae
Exons: 2
Coding region: 1-1314 (437 amino acids)
Biological process (GO): proteolysis
Molecular function (GO): metallopeptidase activity
Source: RefSeq, a predicted model, not a curated record
AUGCCCGCCUGCAAGCACGCCGACUUGACCUUCGAGCCAUCAGAGCACGCAGCGAGCGUGGGUUACAGGCGACCUACAGUGCGCGAGCGUGCUAAUGCAACACGACUCGGAAGCGGUCCUGGCGCGGAACAGCUCGACGUUAAGCCGAGCACGUUUCCAGGACCACUCGUGUUGCCAGGCGACGAAUUGUCGUUUGAUCCUAAGUAUGAGCGACAGGAUGUGAAGUCAUGGUCUGGCUGCACCGGUUUCUACACAGCAAAAAGGAGGGCCAUAUACGUGGUGCCGACGCCAAGACUGUCUCCCGGUGUGAGCGAGUGCUUGCCAACUCCUAAUCUGAAGCCGAUUAAGGGACCUGGGCGAAGUCAUGCGAGCACGAUCCCAUCUCCAAAGACUGAUGAUAUCCUGGACUAUCUCUCCGCAUUCUACCAUGGCAUGCCCGUCAAAAUCCUGGAGAAACCCGCGUUGUCGUUAACCAGAUGGGAGAACACGAUCGGCGAUGAGAAUGCGCCAGCUCGUGUAGGGUUGUUCCUCGGCGCCGAAACCGUUGGUGUGCGCGUACGUCCGUCGCCAGAUAGGAUCUUGGGUGCGCAGCUGAACCUGGAUGAUAUCUUGGAUGCUGCCAUCUCCAUUCUCCCCAAGGACGCCCACGCUCUGCUCAUGAUCGUGGAUCACGACCUGUACGAGGAUGAGGAGGAUGACUUCUGCUGCGGAAGAGCGUAUGGUGGGAGUCGUGUGGCAGUUGUGUCAACGGCACGAUCGAAAACAGAGCAUGCCUGGCCAGCAAGUCAUUGCAGGAAGUUCGUGGACGACAAUUGUCGUGAGUCAGAGCCAGACGCCGGCCGACAGAAGAACGAAGCCAAGGUCAUCAGAUAUGCGAGCCCGUCCGAUAGAUCCAAGUCUGCCAUGCACUCUGCCGUCGAUGCUCUGCAGCAUCUUGCCGUGCGGAAGGAUCUUGUUCAACUGUCCAACCUUUGGCUUGGGAGAGUCUGCAAGACGGCGUCCCAUGAGCUCGGUCAUUGUUUUGGAAUGGAUCAUUGCGUUUACUAUGCUUGCGUGAUGCAAGGAACAUCUGGUUUGACAGAGGAUGCUGGACAACCGCCGUAUCUGUGCCCGGUCGACCUGGCGAAGUUGUUCCGAGUGACUGGUGCAGAUGAGAAAGCCCAUGACACUGCGCUGUUAGCGUUCUGCGAGCGUUGGCGGCACGACAAACUGUUGGCGGCCUUCGCGGCUUGGUUGAAGGUUAGACUCGCUGAGCUAGAGGCAGCUGGCGCGCCCGGAGGCGGCAGUGAGGAAGAAGCCAUCAUGCUUGAUUGA